AUGGCUCGGAAGACCGGCCGGCGCCUGCUGAGCUGGGCCAAUUCUCCCUGUCACCUUCAGUUCAACCCGUUUGUGUUGACGGGAUACCGGCCCACCAGCGGCACCCUGGGCUGUGUGUACAGCCUCUUCUACCUGCACAACGAGCUGGGCAACAUCUACAUCCAUGGCAUGGCCCUGAUGACCCUCCUGGUGCUGCUGCCAUUGACCAUCCCCUGGGGCCAGCUGGGCUGGGGCAGCUGGCUGGGCGGCACCCACUGUUUGGCAUGCCUGGCACCCCUCGCCGGUUCUGUCCUCUACCACCUCUUCAUGUGCCACCACGGAGGCAGCCGCGUCUACACCCGCCUCCUGGCCCUCGACAUGUGUGGAGUCUGGCUGGCCAACAGCCUUGGAGCCUUACCCAUGAUUCACUGCACCCUGGCCUGCUGGCCUCGCCUGCGCCUGCUUGCCCUGGUAGCUCACGCCUUCCUGUCCACCAUAGCCGGCUGGCAGGCCCUCACCGCUCGCUCUACUGUCGCUCGCCUCCGAGCCUUUGGUUGGCAGGCCACUGCCCACCUGCUGGUGUUUGCGGUCCGGGGGAUGGGGCUGGGCACUGGAGCCCCAGGGUCCUUGCCUUGCUAUCUUCGAACGGAGGCCUUGGCACUUCUGGGAGGGCUGGUGAAUGUGGCACGGCUGCCUGAGCGCUGGAAGCCGGGGGCUUUCGAUUACUGGUGUAACUCCCACCAGAUCAUGCACUUGCUAAGCGUGAUCUCCAUCCUCCAACUACAUGCUGGAGUUGUGCUAGAUCUAAUCUGGGCUGCCCACCACGCUUAUGCCUGCCCCGCAGACUGA
Molecule: messenger RNA, 828 nt
Organism: Vombatus ursinus (common wombat)
Lineage: Eukaryota; Metazoa; Chordata; Mammalia; Diprotodontia; Vombatidae
Product: progestin and adipoQ receptor family member 4-like
Exons: 1
Coding region: 1-828 (275 amino acids)
Cellular component (GO): membrane
Molecular function (GO): signaling receptor activity
Source: RefSeq, a predicted model, not a curated record